Molecule: messenger RNA, 1125 nt
Organism: Trichoderma virens Gv29-8
Lineage: Eukaryota; Fungi; Ascomycota; Sordariomycetes; Hypocreales; Hypocreaceae
Exons: 2
Coding region: 1-1125 (374 amino acids)
Molecular function (GO): nucleotide binding
Source: RefSeq, a predicted model, not a curated record
AUGUCUCCCAUCCGUGUCGGUCUUAUUGGGCUCAGCGCCGAGCCAGCCGGUGCUGGCCAAGGCAAAUGGGGUGUUUCCGCACACCUCGCCUCCCUCCGUCCUUCUCCUCAUUACGAAAUCGUCGCCAUAUGCAACUCGUCUGUUGAAUCAGCCCGCCGGUCCAUCGAAUAUCACGAGCUACCUUCCUCUGUCAAGGCAUACGGCAGUGUAGAGGACCUAGCCAACGAUCCCGAUAUUGACCUCAUUGAUGUGUCCAUUGUUGUUUCGAGACAUUUGCUCGCCGCCAAACCUGCCCUGUUGGCCAAGAAGCAAGUCUUUGUGGAAUGGCCUCUAGGUGCUAGCACGGCGCAAGCUGAGGAGAUGCUUCAACUGGCUAAAGAGGCCAAUUUAAAGACCAUAGUCGGGACACAGUUCUGCGCAGAUCCAUGGCUUGCAAAAGCUAAACUGUUAAUUGAGAGCGGAGCAAUUGGUAGAGUAACCAGCUCCGACGUUCAGAUUGCUCCUCCCACUGGACCAAUUCAUACUUGGACAGCAGAAGCUGAGUUUUAUCUGGAUUUUGAGAGUGGCGGGGACGAAUUCCACAUCAUAUUUGCCCAUUUCCUGAGUGGCUUCGUCCAUGUGCUUGGUGAUUUCGCCAGUGUCAAAUCGAUUUUGGCUGUCCAACAUCCAAUUGUAAAGCUCAUCAGCAGCAAGACUGGAGAAGUUAUUGAUCCCGAGAGGAAAAGAACUUCUCCAGAUCACAUCUUUGUCCAGGGCACGCUAGAAAGUGGUGCUGUUGUGAGCAUCACCACUCGCACACCCCCCAGGUCAAUCGAUAGACACGGUCUGCGUUGGCUCAUUUCCGGCACCGAAGGAGAAAUCGAGCUCACGACCCGCGGCAGAGGUUAUCAGACGGGCUCGAAUGCGAGGAAUCUGCGUCUUAUUACAAAAGAUGGGGAAGUGAAAACAAUUGGCUGGGAACAAGAUGAGCCCAGCCAUAUCAAGAAUGUUGCUCCGCCUGGAGUGAAUACCGCAAGAUUAUUUGAGGCAUACGCGCUCAACAAUGAUUGCUAUUCCGAUUUCGAAAAGGCUGUCAAGCUGCAUAAACUUUUGGAUAGGAUCGCAAAGGAUGCUGGAUAUAUGUAA